UUUCAACUUUCAACCAUCUCCAUCCUCUUUUUAAACUUUCUUCUCCUCUUCUCCUCUUCUCCUCUUCCCCUCUACCCUCUACCCUCUACCCUCUUUCUUCAUUACCUCAUCGAAAGAUAUUCCGAAUAUCUUCAUUGAUUCUGGAAUUUCCGUUUUGUUUUAGCAAAUUGGAUCAUAUUGAAGUCCUUUGGAGGUCACAUUUUUCUUAUCUUCAAUCUGCCAUACUCGUCCCGCAAUUUGACUUUCACAACUUUGGUCCUUUUUCCUUCCAAGCCUUCAUACAUAUUCAUUGUAACAAGCAGAGUUGAGGACUUUACUGUCUUUGACCAAACUUGAUAUUAUUUAAUUGUCUUUCAUAUUUCUUAUCACACUACAGUCAUAAUAUUUAAUAUCAAACAAGCAAAAGAGUCCCGUACUCAGGUCGGUCCUCACCUCAAACCAUUUAUCAAUGGAUGAUACCGUUCAAACUAUUUGACUGCAUCAAAGAGACAGUGUCCGGUUCAAAUUUUGGCUUUCAAGCAUAUUAUCACAUCAACAUAAUCAACAGCCUGUGUCUUGAGGUAAUAGAAUUUAUCACCCAAAAUCAACUUUUUUUUUCGUUGAAAAUUCACCUCGGUGAAAUACCCAAUCUCCCAAAAGUUCUUGCGCCUCAUUCGAAAUUCAUUGCUUGGGAAUUAGGAUAGUGCUUGGGCGUUUACUCAACUUUGAUACCCCGUUUCCUUCGGAUACUUUCUUGUAUCAGCUAUCAUGUGGUCCUUGAAGUUGGCCCUGUUUGCAUUGUUUGCACUUUUUCAAUUUUCCUCGGCAUUCUACGCCUACUUUCCAGAUUAUACCUGCGAAUUAUACAAGAACUGCCCAGAGACAACCAAGAGAGCAAUUGAGGGUCGGGAGAGCAGUUCUGUCCUUAAGCUUGUCCAAAAACUUCCAUCUGUAAGUCCAAAGGCUCGAUCUAAACCGAUUUAGCUAAUUCAUUAUUGCAAGGCCGAUAUACCCAGGGAUGUUCAAAUUCACGAGCUGACAAAUCGACUUAUUCACAAAUACAAUCCUGGAACGAGGCUUGAUGCUACCAGACUUAAAGCACGUGGACCUACUCUUGUGAAGAAUGACGAUACAUCAUCACCAAUUGAAACUGCAGCAGUUCCUAAACAGACAAAUAGCGCGGGAAUUUUGCAGACUGGAACUGAUUUUUCCUAUUUUGCUGAAGUGGAGCUCGGAAGCAAUAAUGAUCCCAUAUUGAUGUUGCUCGAUACGGGGGCUGGAUCAAGUUGGGUUAUGGGUCCUGAUUGUACAUCAACUGCGUGCAAAACUCGUGCUUCUUUCGGUGCAGCUAAUUCUACAACCUACAAGGCGGUCGAUAUGGAUUUGAGUAUUGCGUAUGGAUCAGGGGAUGUCACUGGAACAUAUGCUACCGACACGAUCAGCUUUGCUGAUAUGAGUUUUCCUUUUACUUUGGGAAUCGCCAAUCGUACUAGCGACCAGUUUAACUCGUUCCCAUUCUCCGGCAUUCUAGGAUUAUCUCAACAGACAGGUUCGGUUCCCAACUUUUUACAAACAGUUAGUAGCUCGAAAGCUUUGAAGGCAAAUGUGUUUGGAAUGGACCUAAAUCGUGCCUCGGAUGGUACAAAUACUGGAGAAAUCAACUUUGGUGCUCCGGAUACUUCACGUUAUAGUGGUAGUUUAAGUUAUACCAGUGUCGCCAAGAACGGUCCAAAUCAUUGGGCAAUUCCUCUUGAUAACGUGGGAUUUGGAGAUACUCAAGCUGGUGUUACUGGAAGAUUGGGCUACCUCGAUAGUGGAACAUCUUAUGUCUUUGGGCAACCAUCGGAUGUAAUAGCAUUUCAUGCGCUUGUGCCCCAUGCUACUACCACAGACAACAGUACAUGGACAGUACCUUGUUCUACCACCACCUCUAUGUCAUUUACUUUUUCCGGGAUCACUUACAACGUUUCGUCGGAAGAUUGGGUAGGGCCAUCAGUGAAUGGAGUUUGUACUAGCAAUAUCUAUGGCGUAGCCGUGGUUGAUAGAAACUCUUGGUUGAUUGGUGAUACUCUUUUCAAGAAUAUAUACGCCUUGUUUGACUUUGAUCAAUCCCGUAUCGGUAUGUUUAUUUUCGUACCAGUUUAUACUUCACAUACUAAUAGUUCUAUAGGUUUGGCGCAAAAAAGUGUUACUACGUCAGCAACAGCAACAUCAACCUCUUCUUCUGGUGGGCUUACCUCUAAUCUUACUCCUACCCCUACUACACAAACUUCCAUGGAUAUUACUGGCACUUUAACCGUUAAUCCUACCACCCUUUCCCCUGGACCUGGAUCCACAAUAAUCACUCCCGAACCUAUCCCUAGCACAAACUCCCCAGGCUCUACCGUCCAAUCGGGAACAACGCUAACUCCUCUACUUCCAGAAGCAUCAUCAACAGCUUCCGUUCAAUCUUCUACAUCUGCAUCUGCAUCUGCUACUUCAACUCAUACUUCGAGUGGGAAUCAACUUAGAAGCUACUUUUCUCCAAUGACCAUUUUCAUUGUCAUUGCAACAAUUUUCCUUUUUUGAUUCAAUACGAUACCCAAGUCUGUCUAGGAAUAUGCAAAGAGUAAUUAGGUGUACUUAUAUUUACGUUUCUCGCCAGAAAUUGGGCAAGCAUAGCAUGGCAUGGCAUAGCGUAGGGAGCACUGGGUAUUUGGAGAUCGGAUGGAUUUAUAAAUGGGUGUCACGAUGACACAAUAGAAUAAAAUUUAUACAUAUAGAGAUGUCAUAAUACAGAAGACUUGUCUCGGAUAUAGUGAUAAUGGGAAUGUAGAUGUGAUUUCAAUGUGUGGGUAAAGUUAGUGGAGUAUGUAUAUAUGGUUGUUGGUUGUUAGUUGAGGUUUUGCAGAUGGUUCUACUGUAUCAAGGACAAGAAUGUUGAAUUC
Messenger RNA from Sclerotinia trifoliorum, 2906 nucleotides. NCBI's taxonomy places the organism in Eukaryota, Fungi, Ascomycota, Leotiomycetes, Helotiales, Sclerotiniaceae. The record is from the annotation of a GenBank genome assembly.